GCGGGGACUAAAGUCCCGCUGGCCAGGCAGAAAGCUCGAAGCUGCGGCGGGGCGCAGGCUCCAGCAGCCCCAUGGCCCCACUGCUGUUGGCGCUGGCGGCUGCCUCCCUGGCUUGGUCCUGCGCGGCCGCCCCGUCGGGGAGCCGCUUCUCCGAAGCCCGCGUGGCCCGCUGGGCAGCUGCGGCGUUGCGGCACGUGGCGGUGGCGCCGUGUCCGGAGCGCGGCGGGCUCUUGCCGCUGCCGCAGUGCCAGCGGCUGGCGCGGCUCUCGCAAGGGCCGGGGCCCGCCGUCUACGUCUCGGAGCCCACGCAGCCGGGCCACAAGGUGCGAGCCCUCUUGCCCGACGGCUGGGGAGACAGGCCCGGCGGAGCGCUGGUGGUGCCCAGCCUCAACCAGAGCGCGGCUUCCCAGCGCCCUGCCGGCGCCGCUCUUCCGGCGCACGAUGCAGUCCUAGUGCUGGACCCCAGCCCCGGCGCCAGCUUCGGCCAUCCGCUCCUCCUCUUCUAUAUUGACUUCAACGUGAGCCCACGCCGAUGCCGGAGCCGUGACCGCUUCUACCUGGGGAGUUAUGAGUGCUUGACGCCUGCCCAGAGGAGUCGCUGUGAGAACCAGCUGAAGCGCAGGCCAGGACGGAGCAAAGGACGGAGCCAGCGGUCAGCAGAUCGUGUUCGUCGUGAGGAUCCACCUGUUGGGCUCUGUGAGAUCCAUUUCCUGCCUUUGGUGGUUGUGGCACAGGACCCUAAACAUCCACAAAAGCUACACUGCAUGGACCUCCGUGGAUUCAGCCCAUGCCCUCAGCCUCUGCCCCUCAUCAGCUCCAGUUCCACAGUCGCCUAUUGCGAGCUCAACAAGAAUACCCGGCGGUGCCAUCGGCAGCAGCUUCCAAUGUAUAAGUCGUGCCGCUUGUAUCAGACAUGCGAUCAUGCCGUGCUGAUAACAGGUGGUUGGCAGGAGCAGGUCACCUACCCACAUCAUGCUCACAACCUGUUGCUCUUCUACCAGAUGCUUCGAAGGAACGGCUUCCGCCAAGAGCACAUCAAGGCCUUCUUUGCAAGUGAGGGGCAGACAUCAGCAGCCAUGGAGAUGGGUGAUGUGCACCCAGCCACAGAGAAGCUGGCAAUUCGCUCGCACCUAGCCUUGGUCUGCCGGAGCCUGCACUGUGCCGACUCACUGGUGCUCUACCUCAACAGCCCAGCAGCCAGCGAUGGCACCAUACUGCUGUGGGAUGCCAACCAUAAUGGCAUUGCUGAUCCUAAGGAGCGGUAUCCCAUCUCUGAGCUCCUAGCUGAUUUGGAAAGCUGCAGUGCACGCAGGGUCCUCCUCUUUCUUGACCAGAGCUAUCCAGAACCAUUGGCAAAGAAGCUGCGGGCAUCACGGCAUCAUCCCAAUGUGGUGCUUGUGCGUGGCAUUGCCACCAGUGGUGGAUCAGCUUUUGCUGAGUUCUGGGCAGGGCUGCAGCCUGACCAGUGUCUUCUCCAGCAUAUCUUGCCAGUGGGCCCUUGGUCGGCAGUCUUGGCCUCUGGCACCUCAGCCCAGCUGCUCAACGUCACAUUAGCGGGAGCACCUUGCCAUUCUGUACCGCCUCUGGGUGAGGAGGAGCGUCAGCGUCGCUAUCAAGGCUGUCAAAAUUUGCCCACCAUGUUGUGGUAUCAGAGCAGGCAUCAACAGCUGCGGGAGGAGGACGACUGAGGCGGAUGGGCACUGCCAUGAGUCUCUCCACUUGUUCUCUACCUAUGGACCCUUUCCCCUCUUCCCCCCCCCAAAGAGGUUCAUGGCUUCAAGGGAAAUGGGUGGAGUUAUCUGCUAUAGCAGCUCAUUGAAAAGCCUGAUGUGGUAGGUUAAGGCAGCCUCAGUGAACUGCUGAACUGCAGUGGACUUUCAAAAUGCCAGAGCCAAAGGAGAAGCCGGGUGUAGCAAGCCUGCUCUUGCAUCCUGUUGAAAUAUAUAACAUUAGACAGAUCAGUGGUCAGCAAUUGGAAUACAGCCGUGAUAUGUAGGACAGAAAAACAAUAGAAUUUGCAACCAAUGCUAGGCGAGUAGGGCAGGGCACCAUAGAAGCGUGGGAGGGCCAAAUGGAGCUGCUGCUGCCCUGCAUAUGACAAUUUCUCUGCAAGUGUGGUGUUGUGCUUCACUCUUUUUUUCUAUGUCUCUACCCAAAGUGCUCUCUGGUGAGAAAGAUAGGGAGAAACACUCUGUUAAGACAACCAGCCCCUUGAAUAAAGGACCACUGUUACUGGUUUCUGCA
This is a messenger RNA of Heteronotia binoei (common prickly gecko), 2244 nucleotides long. RefSeq lists its product as uncharacterized. NCBI's taxonomy places the organism in Eukaryota, Metazoa, Chordata, Lepidosauria, Squamata, Gekkonidae. Bases 72 to 1688 code for a protein of 538 amino acids. The record is from RefSeq and is a predicted model, not a curated record. The transcript has 7 exons.